Molecule: messenger RNA, 3585 nt
Organism: Pteropus alecto (black flying fox)
Lineage: Eukaryota; Metazoa; Chordata; Mammalia; Chiroptera; Pteropodidae
Gene: EML1
Product: echinoderm microtubule associated protein like 1
Exons: 19
Coding region: 26-2212 (728 amino acids)
Biological process (GO): microtubule cytoskeleton organization
Cellular component (GO): mitotic spindle
Molecular function (GO): microtubule binding
Source: RefSeq, a predicted model, not a curated record
UGACAGCGCCUCUGCUGCAAGCAGCAUGGAGGUGACGGACCGCAUCGCCUCCCUGGAGCAGCGGGUCCAGAUGCAAGAAGACGACAUCCAGCUGCUCAAAUCGGCUCUGGCCGAUGUGGUUCGGCGCCUGAACAUCACCGAGGAGCAGCAGGCCGUGCUGAGCAGGAAAGGACCUACCAAAGCCAGACCGCUGGUGCAGACUCUGCCUUUACGAACCACCGUCAACAACGGCACCGUGCUACCAAAGAAGCCUAGCGGCUCUCUGCCGUCUCCCUCCGGGACCAGGAAAGAAACCGCUGUGCCGGUGACAACCAAAAGCACCAUCAAGAGGACCAGCUCCUCGGAACGCGUGUCCCCGGGCGGCCGGCGGGAGAGCUACGGGGACUCCAAGGGGAGCCGGCACCGCACGGGGUCCACCAGCAGCUCUUCCAGCGGCAAAAAGAACAGCGAAAGCAAACCCAAGGAGCCCGUCUUCAGCGCGGAAGAAGGGUAUGUAAAGAUGUUUCUCCGUGGGCGUCCGGUCACCAUGUACAUGCCCAAGGAGCAAGUGGGCGCCUACAGCCUGGAGGCGAAGGCGGAGCUGCCGGCCAGAAGGCUCAAGCUAGAAUGGGUCUAUGGGUACAGGGGCCGUGACUGCCGGAAUAACCUGUACCUGCUGCCGACGGGCGAGACGGUGUACUUCAUCGCGUCGGUGGUGGUCCUGUACAACGCGGAGGAGCAGCUGCAGCGGCACUACGCCGGCCACAACGACGACGUCAAGUGCCUAGCAGUUCAUCCUGACAAGAUCACGAUAGCAACAGGACAAGUCGCAGGCACAUCCAAGGAUGGAAAACAAUUGCCCCCACAUGUGCGCAUCUGGGAUUCCGUGACCCUGAAUACACUGCAUGUCAUCGGAACCGGGUUUUUCGACCGAGCCGUCACCUGCAUUGCAUUCUCGAAAUCUAACGGAGGAAGCCACCUCUGUGCCGUGGAUGACUCCAACGACCACGUGCUGUCGGUGUGGGACUGGCAGAGGGAGGAGAGGCUGGCGGACGUGAAGUGUUCGAACGAAACCGUGUUUGCUGCGGAUUUCCACCCCACGGACACCAACAUAAUAGUUACCUGUGGGAAGUCGCACCUCUACUUCUGGACCCUGGAGGGGAACUCCCUCGUCAAGAAGCAGGGCCUGUUCGAGAAGCAAGAAAAGCCAAAGUUUGUCCUCUGUGUGACUUUUUCUGAAAACGGUGACACCAUUACUGGAGAUUCAAGUGGCAACAUCUUGGUGUGGGGAAAAGGUACGAACCGGAUAAACUGUGCCGUCCAGGGCGCCCACGAGGGCGGCAUUUUCGCGCUUUGCAUGUUGCGGGACGGCACGCUGGUGUCGGGCGGAGGGAAAGACCGGAAGCUCAUUUCUUGGAAUGGAAACUAUCAGAAACUUCACAAAACGGAGAUUCCAGAACAGUUCGGUCCAAUACGGACAGUGGCCGAAGGGAAAGGCGACGUCAUCUUGAUAGGCACGACCAGGAACUUCGUUCUGCAGGGCACUCUGUCGGGGGCCUUUGCGCCCAUUACUCAGGUGCACCCCCAGCCGCAUGUUUACGACAGGUGGUUUGUGUUUGACACAGAAACGAAAGACUUGGUCACUGUUCACACGGAUGGGAAUGAGCAGCUCUCUGUAAUGCGCUACUCACCAGAUGGGAAUUUCUUAGCAAUAGGCUCCCAUGACAACUGUAUCUAUAUUUACGGUGUCAGCGACAACGGCCGGAAGUACACCCGAGUCGGCAAAUGCUCGGGCCAUUCCAGCUUCAUCACCCACCUGGACUGGUCGGUGAACUCGCAGUUCCUCGUCUCCAAUUCGGGAGACUACGAGAUCCUCUACUGGGUUCCCUCUGCUUGUAAGCAAGUCGUAAGUGUGGAGACUACAAGGGACAUAGAAUGGGCUACGUACACGUGCACUUUGGGGUUCCAUGUCUUCGGAGUGUGGCCAGAAGGCUCGGACGGGACGGACAUCAAUGCCAUCUGCCGGGCCCAUGAGAGGAAGCUGCUGUCAACGGGCGACGACUUCGGCAAAGUGCACCUCUUCUCCUACCCCUGCUCGCAGUUCAGGGCUCCCAGCCACGUGUACAGUGGGCACAGCAGCCACGUCACCAACGUCGAGUUCCUCUGCGACGACAGCCACCUUAUCUCCACAGGCGGCAAAGACACGAGCAUCAUGCAGUGGCGGGUCAUUUAGUGCCGGCAGGAGCCUCGGGGAGCGGAGCUGGCCCGGAAACGCACAGCCCCGGUUCCUCGGCCACUGUGAUUUCUGCUGUUCCGUUUGAAAAGUUCUCACAAACCUCAGGAAAACCACUCCCUGUGCCGCUCACCUUAGCCGAGGGAUCGGUGAGCGGCACGUCAGAUCAGCAGUUCAGGUUUCUCUGUUGUACAAUAUGUAAAACACAUUUAAUAUAAAAAAAAAAAAGAUGCCAAGGUUUACAUGACGGUGACAUCGACAGGAUAGCUGGUGUUUCCUUCAUAGCUUUUCUAUGAGCUCUUCAAGAAUGGUCACAGAAUGCCUUUCCACACCCUGUCCGUCCCCUUUCACCAUCGAGCUGGCCGCGUCGCGUGUUUAUGACGACGAGGUGGUUCUAACGGGCUACGCCGACCGAGUGGAGAGUGAAUAACUGAUUUGCACAGCUGAGUCGGGACAUGCGGAUCGGACUUCCUCUGGCCACGUGGUCUAAGGUGUCACUCAGUUCUCCCUCCGGGAGGCCAGUGAGGAGGGGGUUGUUCUCGUCUCGUGUUAGGCGGGUUGGACUCCUGGUUCCGUUAAACAUCGCAGCCGGGGAUACAGGCAUCCGAGCUUCGCUGGGCUGUCUGCCCAACCCGGUGCGGCCAGCCACUUAGCACCCACGUGACAGGCGCCCCUUCUCUUCCCCGGCCACAGCCCCUGAUGAACGGGGGAGACGCCCGGCCACCUUCCUCUGUAUAGUAACUGGCAUGGUAUGGUAUUGUAUAGGAUUUUAGCAAGUCACGAUAAAUGCAUAAGGCUAGGCUCUACUGUUUUAUGCUUAUGGACAUUGUAUAUUUGUAUUUUAAGACCAAGGAGACCAAGUCGAAAAGAUACCGUAAACCUGCAGCAGGGAGAAGUCUGGAAGGCGCCACCAGGCUCUAAAGGCAGCUGCUUCUCCUGUCUUUUGUGCCUGGACGGCUGGUUUCGCGAUGAAGUAAGAUCACGUUCUGAUGAGUAAAACGUAGGCGGCAUCCAUUUGUCAAGAAGGCCUUAUCCAUUUUGAUUGUGUGACGGAUUGAAAUGUACUGUUUACAUUGGGGAAUGUAUCUCGGAUUUUAAAAUAGAAGAGUAAUAAACAGACUUAAAAACAAACAUGAAGGUUUUUACUUGCUCUAGGCAAGUAAAUGAAUUGAACUCUGUGAACUCUACAGCACUGGUUGUUUAGAGUGGCCGGUCGAUGGCGACAUUCGAAGCGUUUUUUACGACAUCUCCAGCCCACUGUGGAAGUGCAGGCACCAGUAAACGAUGUGUAUUAAAGGUGACUCCGUUUGUAUGUAUCCUUACCAAAUAUAUUCUAUAAUGAAAUAAAAUCUGAAAAGCGGAUUUCUUAUUGA